AAUCUUAGCUUAUGAGAACCUGUAUACUGAAUGUGUAAACUGGAAGCUUAUUCUAUAUUUCAUGAACACCAAUCAUGGAGGAAACAUAUUUGGCAAAUGUUGAAGGCAUUAAAAAGACAAUCCUCCAUGGAGGAACUGGUGAGCUACCAAAAUUUCUCACAGGAUCCAAAGUCACAUUUCAUUUUCGGACUAUAAAAUGUGACGGAGACCGAACAGUGAUCGAUGACAGUAAGCAAGUUGGCAGACCAAUGGAAAUAAUUUUCGGCAAUAUGUUUAAACUGGAAGUUUGGGAAAUGUUACUAUCAUCCAUGCGGAUUGGAGAGGUUGCUGAAUUCUGGUGUGAUGUCAUUCACACUGGUCUGUAUCCAAUUGUAGCAAAGAGUCUGCGUAUGAUUGUAGAAGGAAAGGACCCGACAGAUUGGCAUGUUCAUACCUGUGGCCUUGCCAAUAUGUUUGCCUAUCACAGCCUGGGAUACAAUGAUUUGGAUGAAUUGCAAAAAGAACCUCAGCCACUUAUCUUUGUAAUGGAGCUGUUAAAGAUUGAGUCUCCGAGCUCUUACAAACGAGAAACAUGGGCCAUGAACGAUGACGAGAAACUUAAAGCUGUGCCACUUCUCCAUGGAACGGGGAACAGACUGUACAAACUCGGCAGGUAUCAAGAUGCAUUGGCAAAGUAUCGCGAGGCAGUCAUCUGCUUAAAGAACCUCCAAGUAAAGCAAAAACCCUGGGAAGUUCAAUGGCUCAAACUGGAGAAGAUGAUAGUCACAUUAGUUCUGAAUUACUGUCAAUGUCUUUUGAAAAUGGAAGAAUACUAUGAAGUGUUGGAGCAAACAACAGACAUCCUCAACAAUCAUCCAGGGAACGUAAAAGCUUACUUUCUAAGGGGAAAAGCUCACGCAGAAGUAUGGAACCAAGCAGAGGCCACAGCUGACUUUGAAAAGGUUUUAGAAUAUGACAGUGGAAUGACCAAGGCAGUGAGAAAGGAACUACAGAUCCUUGACUCCAGAAUGAGAGAUAAGGAAGAGGAAGAGAAGCUACAAUUUAAGCGAAUGUUUCACAAACGGAUUUGACGUAUCUGUGAUCAGCAAAUGAUUACGAUGCAUCAUUGUAAUCAAUGAGAUAUUACAGACAGUAGUUUACAUAUUUUUUGGGUGGGCUUUCCUUAAAGGCACUGCUUGUCUUGUAUAAGAUAAUCUUGAAAUAUGGCAAAUUAAUGUAAAUGUAACAGUAAAUCUUGUAUGAAGUAAUUUGAAAAAUAAUUACAGAGUGAAGUGUUACUGACAAGAAUUAUAGCAGACAAGAAUGUCUGGGCUACUUUGGGCAUUUGCCAAGGGAUCACACAAUAGUUCCCAUCCAAGAAAUCACCUUGUAAAUUGUUCCUUAAGCUCCUGUAAACCAGACUUCAGUCUUUGGAAAAUUAAGUAGAAUAAGCAGGAUAUUAAUAUUAUUCAGAAAACUGCAUUUGAUAACUGUGUGAAAAGCAUCAAUAAAUAUCGACGUGUCUCCAUCACAUUUAAUGGGUCAUGUAAUUUGACCUCUUGUUAUGAAACAUAAAAACAUAAAAAAUAGCGGCAGAGGUAAGUUAUUGGUCCCCUCAAGCCUAUUCUGCCCUUCAUUAUGGUCAUGGCUGAUCGUCCAACUCAAUAACCUGUUCGUGUUUUUUUCCCCAUAUCUUUUGCUGUCUUCAGCUCCAAGUGCUAUCUCCAAUUCCUUCUUGAAAUCAGACAAUGUUGUGGCCUCAAAUGCUGUCUGUGGUAGCAAAGUCCACAAGCUGUCUACACUACAGGAAAAGAAAUUUCUCCUCAUCUCAUUCUUAAAUGGUUAUCCUGUAUUCUUGGAAUGUGAUCACUGGUUCUGAACUUCCCUGCCAUUGAGAACAGCUACCUGAUGAAGGAGGAACACUCUGAAAGCUUGUGCUACCAAAUAAACCUGUUGGAUUAUAA
Molecule: messenger RNA, 1943 nt
Organism: Chiloscyllium plagiosum (whitespotted bambooshark)
Lineage: Eukaryota; Metazoa; Chordata; Chondrichthyes; Orectolobiformes; Hemiscylliidae
Gene: aipl1
Product: AIP like 1 HSP90 co-chaperone
Molecular function (GO): protein binding; peptidyl-prolyl cis-trans isomerase activity
Source: RefSeq, a predicted model, not a curated record